Penicillium digitatum Pd1 is the source of this 1629-nucleotide messenger RNA. Its product is annotated as elongation of very long chain fatty acids protein. Gene Ontology annotation, cellular component: endoplasmic reticulum membrane. Gene Ontology annotation, molecular function: fatty acid elongase activity. The record is from RefSeq and is a predicted model, not a curated record. Gene Ontology annotation, biological process: fatty acid elongation, polyunsaturated fatty acid; fatty acid elongation, monounsaturated fatty acid; fatty acid elongation, saturated fatty acid. NCBI's taxonomy places the organism in Eukaryota, Fungi, Ascomycota, Eurotiomycetes, Eurotiales, Aspergillaceae.
AUGCACGAUUUCAACGUGCCCACCAAAUUUGGCCAGGCGAUUGUUCGCAUUGCCUUACCUCCUGCAUCGCUUCUUGCCUUCCCUUCUAACGAGCUUCCGGUGACAAUUCCCGCGCCUCAUGUCGAUUCCCCAACAUGGAAGCAGCCCUUCAACAUCCCGAAUGAUCUUUACAACCAGGUGCUCGACGUCCGGCUACCAAUCACAAUCGCCAGUGUCUAUGCGUUCACUGUGGUCCUGAUCAAUCGCAUCAACAAGAGUCGUGGGUAUAAGCCAUAUGCCUUGAGCAACACCCGCUUGUUCAAGCUUUUUGUCGUUCUCCACAAUGUCUUCCUAGCUGUGUACUCCGCAUGGACCUUCGUGGGCAUGUUCCAGGCAUUCAGAAGCUCUUUCCCGGAUAGCGACGGCCCUCACGGACUGGUUGAAUUUGUGGACUCGCUGUGCAAGAUCAAUGGACCCCGCGGUUACGGUAAUGCCGCCAUCUAUAGCCCUGUCACUGACAAGUGGUCGAUUCCCAACCCCACUUUCCACCUCACCAACGGCAUGCCAGAUCCCACGGAUGCCGGCCGUCUGUGGAACCAGGGCUUGGCUUACUUCGGCUGGUUCUUCUACCUGUCCAAGUUCUACGAAGUUGUCGAUACCGCGAUCAUUCUAGCCAAGGGCAAGAAGAGCUCUACCCUACAGACCUACCACCAUGCAGGAGCCAUGAUGUGUAUGUGGGCUGGUAUCCGCUACAUGGCAGCUCCGAUUUGGAUCUUUUGCCUGGUUAACUCAGCCAUUCACGCGAUGAUGUACACCUACUACACCAUCACGGCUCUCCGCAUUCGCGUCCCUAAUGCCAUCAAGCGCAGCUUGACCACCAUGCAAAUCACCCAGUUCGUCUUUGGAACCAAUCUGGCCGCCGCCCACCUAUUCGUCCACUACACUAUCCCCUACCCAUCCGGUAGCGCUGCCCUGCAGCAGCUGACGAACGCCGCUUCCGCUGCCGCCUCUGCUACCGCCGAGGUUGGUUCGAUCUCCUGGUUGAAGAAGUUGGCAUUCCGGGCUGCGGGCGCAGAAGGACUUGCCGAGAAUGUGGGCACUUCUUUCCACGCUGCCCCUGUCCAGCAAUCCGGCUACUCCCAGCAGAUGGUGACCUGUGCAGACACCGCCGGACAGGCUUUUGCUAUCUGGUUGAACGUCUGCUACCUUCUUCCCCUCACCUACCUCUUUGCGCGCUUCUUCGUCCGUUCCUACCUGAACCGCAAGGACCCCGGUGUGAAGCAGCUUAAGCACAUGGAGGCCGCCGAGAAGGCCAGUAUGGAUGCUCUGAAGAGUCUGAGCCGCGAGAUUCAUAAGGCUGCCAUUGAAGGCGAGAACAGCGACGUUACCACCGAUGAUGAGGUUCUCAAGGCUCAGGUCCUGAAGGUCGUCGAGAAGGUCAUCCCUGACUCGCCGGUCCGUACCCGCUCGGCUGCUGCUUCCCAGACAAAGACUGCCUCGGCAUCAGUCAGUCGGUCGGAGUCCGAAGAAGGCUUUGCAAAAGUUCCCGCCAAGAGGGGCGCUAAGAAGCAAAAGGUCGAAAAGCAAUCUUCCUCCAGCCCGAGCACAAAGGGUGAGAACCCAUUCGGGGUAUUGGAUAACAAUGCUUGA